UGUCUGACCCCGAGAACCGAUGACGCAAUGAGCUCAACGGUAACAUUUGUUGGUCCUCAUUUACGUCUUGACUACGGUAAUGCGCUUAAUCCAAUCAAGCGCCGCCCCGCUGACACCUGGAUCCGCCCCCGCUUCGCCACGGGGGUCCCCGACAACGACGGGGAGUGCUGACAGUCUCAUCACCUAUUCCAUCAUGCAGUUGCCCUAUCCCACGUCCUUUCAUUAUGCUUACUCUGACUCCGAUGCACAGUCAAGUGCAAUGCAAACGCCGAUGGAAUCCCCAGUCUAUCCGAAUGCUUACCCCUAUCAGCAACAACAACAAAGUGAACAAUGUGUCAAGAGAGAGAAGAGGAAGUACCGUUGCCGUAAAAGGAGUCCGGCCACGAUUGAAAGAGCUCGCAUGAUACGACGAGAUAAGGCAAAUGCUCGUGAACGACGUCGCAUGAACAAUCUAAACGAUGCAUUGGAACAUCUGAGGACGAUUCUUCCUGUAGUACCCGAUGAGCCAAAGCUGACGAAAAUUGAAACAUUGCGAGUCGCUCAAGGAUACAUUACCUACUUGUCAUCGAUAUUGGGAAACGAAAGCUAUCCUUCUACAACGGAAAAUACGCCUUUCACAAGUCCAGCAUACCCUCAGCCAGCAUGGCAAAGCAACUCGGCUAAGCAGUAGUUUUUUCUCCUGAUAUUGUACAUAGACACCAUUGUCACUUAUUCUG
Molecule: messenger RNA, 716 nt
Organism: Cylicocyclus nassatus
Lineage: Eukaryota; Metazoa; Nematoda; Chromadorea; Rhabditida; Strongylidae
Source: the annotation of a GenBank genome assembly